Trichomycterus rosablanca is the source of this 3219-nucleotide messenger RNA. RefSeq names its product isochorismatase domain containing 1 (gene isoc1). The record is from RefSeq and is a predicted model, not a curated record. The transcript is spliced from 5 exons. Bases 9 to 863 code for a protein of 284 amino acids. Lineage: Eukaryota; Metazoa; Chordata; Actinopteri; Siluriformes; Trichomycteridae. Gene Ontology annotation, cellular component: cytoplasm.
UGUUCAUCAUGGCGGACGCUGCCACACACAGCAACAACCACGUCCCUGUUUUAUUUUCCUUCUCCGUGUUUUCUCGCCCCUCUUCGGUUCCAGUGAGCUCUGGGUAUGAAGUUCUCACCCAGAAGUUUCUCUCUCUGUACGGCCAUCAGAUCGACGUGCACCGUAAAUUCCUGAUUCAGGUUUAUUGUGAGGAGUGGGGACAGUAUGUUGAUCUACCGAAGGGAUUUACUGUCACUGACAAAUGCAAGCUCCGAUUAGUUCCACUUCAGACUGAUAUCUCUACCUUGGGCAACCUCUCUCCAGCCACCACAGUAUUCUUCUGCUGUGACAUGCAGGAACGCUUCAGGCCUGCCAUCAAGUACUUUGGUGACAUCAUCAGCGUGGGUCAGAGGCUGCUCCAGGGUGCACGUAUUUUGGGGAUCCCGAUCAUUGUGUCCGAGCAGUACCCUAAAGGCCUGGGCAAUACAGUGCAGGAGAUGGAUCUGACAGGUGCAAAGAUGGUGUUUCCUAAAACCAAGUUCUCCAUGGUACUGCCAGAGGUGGAGGCAGAGCUGGCUGAGAUUCCAGGAGCUCGAAGCAUUGUGCUUUUCGGAGUUGAGACCCAUGUGUGCAUCCAGCAGACAGCACUGGACCUGAUUGCAAAAGGGUAUGAAGUGCACAUUAUAGCAGAUGCAACAUCCUCCAGAAGCAUGAUGGACAGAAUGUUUGCACUAGAGCGGCUCGCUCGUACCGGCAUCAUCAUUACCACCAGUGAGUCGAUCCUGCUGCAGCUUGUUUCUGACAAAGAACAUCCAAAGUUUAAAGAGAUCCAGAACCUCAUUAAAGCCAGCGCUCCCGAAUCAGGACUGCUCUCCAAGGUCUGAGCAGAGUGAGAGUGAGGCUCUACAGUUACUCCUGUUACUGAAGUUACAUAAUGUCUUAUAAAGAAUUUACAUCAAUGUUUUAGCUUGGAUUGGUGUUUUGAAUUUCUUUGUCAAAGAUUUUCAUGUGUAAAGUUACCGUGUUCAAAUUGUUACAAACUAUGGUGUUUACUAUAGUGUUUUAGGUAGUGGUCAAUAACCCAGCAUUUAUUCCCGGAUGUUUUCUAUUUGCUUAACAGCAAAACUGGGUAGAACAAGAACAAAAUCAACACAAAUAGCAACUUUUAAUGAGUACUGCAGAUUUAAAUAUUCAACCCCUUUAAUAGAAUCCUUUAUAAGAGCACACAUGUGUUGUGUGGUGUGUGUAUAUAUACGCAUAUAUUUUUAAAUAGACAUUUUACGUUUAAGUAGCACUUUGUUUUCAUCAAUAUGAUCACUACUGGGAUGGUAAACGCUGCUACUUGUUGACAACUUAAACAGCGUGCAAAUGUGUCUUGAUAUUAUGUUUUACUUUCUGGUCUAAAGCCUUCAUAUAGAUUUAGUUUUAUAUUGGGGACAUUGGUUAACAAAGCAGCAUAGUAGCACUGAAUUAAUCUACAUUCUGUUUCACCCACUUCCCAAAAUGCCAGUGCAAUAUUGUCCACAGAAUUGAAACAUAAAGUAAAUAACAAAAAUGGAAAUGGGCUUUUGUUAAUGCUCUGGAUGGAGGUGACCAAGCUAGUAUGUGUUAUACGAGGGAUCUUCAAAAAGUUUCCGUACUUUUAUAUUUUGGUUGGAAACGGUGAGGGCGGGAGGAGUAGUAAUUGGUCGUGUCUGAGAGACUAAGAGAGAGCUUAUAGUCCAGAUUUAGCGCCAUCUGAUUUCCACCUCCAGCUUUAAGGGGAAGAUUUUCAUGUGAUGAUGUGAAAGCAGCGAUGCAUCAGUGGCUACACAAGAAGUUGGUACGACGCUGGGAAAAUGCAUCGGAGGGUGAUUAUGUAGAAAAGUGAUCAUUUGUUUUUGAAAUUCUUAAUAAAUAGAGUUUUUAGUGUGGAAACUUUUUGAAGAACCCUCGUAAUAGGGCUGUAUUAUUACUAUGACCACUAUGCAGUUGUAUACCUAAAACAGGUUUAUAAAUAUGAUCUUGAGCCUAGAAAUGAUGAAAAUAUCAUUAACUAUACUUUGCAUUAAUGAAAUGCACCAACUAGUGCAUUCGAAAUAAAGUUACUGAAAUGAGUGAACAGCUGGAAUAUGUUAAGUACACCAUUACCUAACACAGUUAUGUUAUUUAUUGUAUGUGCACAACUGUUAGAAAAUAGAGAUGGAAAAUAACUAAAGCACUAAAGCACAAGUAGGUCAAUUAUUGCCUGCUCAAUUCUAAACAAGUUGUAUUGUUAGAAGUACUGUAUUCUUCUGGCACUUGCCUACUUAGAACUGUGUAACAAGUGUACACCAUGUAUAAUGGUAUGUGUGUUACGUAGUAUAAAGCACCCAAUGACUAUUUAGUAGAGAACUGUUAGAAGUGUUGGUACUAAAAGCAGACUACAUCUCAUUUUAUUUUAUUUCAUUUAUCUACUGUCACACUUAAAAUUGUUAAAUGCUAUUAAAUAAGGUCCAUUAAAAUCAAAUGUGCAUUUACAGUAUGUCAUUGGAAAACUGUAUUAUUUAUUAAAAUUACACACUGUCGAGUCACAUUAUUAUGACCACUUCCUACUUUCAACAGCUGCAGCUCGCAGCUCAUGAAGGAAGUCACGUUUUGUGAGCUGGCUUGGUGCGUACAUAAAGUGUGAAAGGCACUCUCAAUUGAUUUGGGUACAAAUCCAUCCCUGCAGAUCACGUACACCCAUACAUGCUGAUUGUCUUCCCUGGGGCGGAUGGGAUCUUCCAGCAAUGGCUAGAAAUGUCCGACAUUGGUUGGAGGGGCAUGACCAAGACUUCCAAGUACUACCCUGGCCUCCUAAUUUCCCAGACUUGAACCCAAUUAAACAUUUAAGGGACCACUUUGAUUGCCGUGUUUGCUCUAUGGAUCAUCUCCUACGCACCCUCCAGCAGAUGUGGGAUGCACCGCGGUCAGCAUGGCUCCAGAUACCUGUGACAACCUACCAGGACCUUACUGAGUCUCUCCCAGCCCAUCUAGCUGCUGUCUGCUGCACACGGCGGUUAUUCUGGAUAUUAGCUGGAGGUCAUAAUAAUGUGACUCGACAGUGUUCAGUAUGUUGUAUAGUGUUUGAGUUGGUGUAUCUUCAUUUUCAGAUCUGAAAAUCUAAUUAAACCAAAUGUUUGAGCUACUUCUAACAUGUUUUCUUUUCUUUUAGUUUAACUGUAUUUCUGUUGGGUUUUAAUGACAUAGAUUAGUGACAAAUAAAAAGAAAAAAACAUC